Messenger RNA from Coniophora puteana RWD-64-598 SS2, 2463 nucleotides. RefSeq lists its product as uncharacterized. Bases 1 to 2463 code for a protein of 820 amino acids. Lineage: Eukaryota; Fungi; Basidiomycota; Agaricomycetes; Boletales; Coniophoraceae. The record is from RefSeq and is a predicted model, not a curated record. Gene Ontology annotation, cellular component: small-subunit processome; nucleolus. The transcript has 6 exons. Gene Ontology annotation, biological process: maturation of SSU-rRNA from tricistronic rRNA transcript (SSU-rRNA, 5.8S rRNA, LSU-rRNA).
AUGUCCUGGAGUGCACCGUUCAAGUUUGGGCGGCGCCAAUACACUACCCCAUACAGUCUCGUUACCGAUGACCCAGAUCAACCCUCAGCUGUCCGGGAGAAGAUGCAUCUCGAGUCGCUCACGCAAGCCCCUCCUCCAACCUCAAACGCUUGGACCAAAAGGAUAUUAACCUUCUACGUUCUGGUAGUUGUGACCACACUCAUUGGCUUCAACUUCUUUCCGCCUCCCCCACCAGCUGAAUAUUACCCUAGCUCGAACGACACCUUCUACGAUGACAUCCACAGACACCCACCUGACGACCUCUAUGCUCAUGACUUCGGCAAGUCAUCCGCACCGACGCUCACGUCUGACGAUGUUGGCGACGUGGCGAAAAAUUCUUCGCCUGAAACCGUUGCUCCAAUAGCGCCAUCAGAUGGGAGCGGUGCGACCUCUCAUGAGUGGCCCUCGGAUGCUCGGACGGAUUAUCAAGCAUCCGCCACUGACAAAGCAUCCGACCUCCGCUCUCCUCAAGUUUCAAGCUCAAGUCUUGGCUCGGAUUACGGCCCUAAGCCUGUUUUUAUUGAAGAAGCCUUAGUCCGAAACCCCAUCGACAGUGCCUCCCACCAGGUGACUCUUAAGGACGACUUCGAAGAUACCUUCGCACAACACUUCGCUGAGAUUCCCGAGAAGGAUGGCUUUGAGGAAUCGGACGAGUCAACGCUUGUUUUUGACAGAAGGGAGCUCCAGCGGAUAUGGCAAUGGGAAAUCGCCAGCGGACACCACCCUAGUAGCAUCAAAGUACCCCGGCAAAUAGGACUUAGAUCACAUCCCAUGAAUCCGGCUCUGCCACGUCCUACGAAGGACGUUCUCUCUCGUUUCAGCUCGUAUGAAUCGGUGAUGAUGAAUACUCGCGGAAACGGGCCGCAGCGGGUGUAUGAGCAGCCAGACAGCACGUCAGGCGUGAGCCAUCCUCCACGUCCGAUGCCGGGAGGUGUUGUUGACAUGGACAUUAUCAUGGAGCGCUGCGACUACUCGCAGGGCAAGUACGUUCGUGAUUGCCUCGAGAUGCUCCGUUCUGGAGCAGGUUUAGAUAAUGGACGGCAACUUCGUCGUGGGAAGACAAAAGACUGGCAAUACAUCUACAAGGAACAGCAAGAAGAUAUUUCUGCCAGGCGAGCGGAGGUCCCGGCUUUGAAACCACGAGUUGUGAAUACAGGCCUCGUACGGAAGAAGGAUGCUGAGUGGGAGCGACCUCUUCGAUUGCCAGACCCUCCUACAUAUACGCCUUACGCGAACCUGGAGUCACCUUGCAAUCCCGAGAACCCUCGGUUGUUCCAUAUGUUUUGGACUGGCCCGUUCACAGACAAACCCUACUCUUCCCUUCUGUCUUGGCUAUACACUCAGAACCUGGGCCUAUACUUGUCGGAUGACGAGCCACCAUCCGAGAACGUGUGUCGCCCACAAUUUUGGCUGUGGAUCAACCCCGGUCCUGCAGGGGCAAUGCCAAACCCGUCGGCCAUGCAUGACAUGCUCGAGAGUCUACAUUCUAACCCUUGGUCGGCUCCUUUCUUGCACCCCCGCUUCAAAGAUGUGAUUCAGUUCAAGCUGUGGAACACCACCGAGCAGCUUGACUCUAUUCCAGAGCUCAGGCAUGAAUGGCGCCGCUACAAGAGAGCGCUUCUCAACUCGGGCGGGCAUAUAAUUGACAUCAAGGUUGACGAGGAGAAGGUUGGCUCUGAUUCUGCAGAUUCGUAUGACAAGGGUUCUGUCGUUCUCUCCGACAUGGCACGAUUUGUGGUGUGCCAUCGGUUCGGCGGCAUCUAUGUCGACGCAGACACAAUCUUUCUCAGAGACUGGGAAGAGCUAUGGGGAUGGACGGGGGCGUUUGCAUACCGGUGGUCAUACCACGAGGCGUACAAUACGGCAGUUCUGCGGAUGAAUAGGCAGUCUGCGAUCGGGUCUUUCCUCUUCCGCACCGCGCUUCGGAAUGGCAUGGACUUCCAUCCCAUGACAAUUGCUCGAUACUUCAAGGAUGCGCAUCUCGAUGCUCUUCUACUCCGAACUCCCGACGCACUCUUCGACUCGGCAUGGCUGAACACGGAGGAUUUGCAACGUGAUCGUCCCCCGCAGCCUUUCUUUAAAGGAUUUGACCAGUUCUUUGAUACUCCGACGGAUGCCAGCGGUCAUCCGCUAACCCUCGGAUUUGAAGGCUUCUUUAGGGGUGCUUUCUCGUACCAUUUCCAUAAUUUCUGGUGGAAGCCAUUUGACCCUGCACGCAACUGGCCAGAUCUUGGGUCACGAUUCACCGCGGGAGAGAUGGUGGCGCGCGCUGCCGCAAAUCCCGACCUAGACCCCGACGAUUGGGACGACUUGGUGUCGGACGAUAAGAGCGACUUGGACUGGGCUACUGUAAUGAAGCGUACCUUUGAGUCCUACGUCCGAGGAGAGCGCCCGAACAUGUACGGCGAGUGGUUCAGGUGGUAA